Molecule: messenger RNA, 2531 nt
Organism: Chroicocephalus ridibundus (black-headed gull)
Lineage: Eukaryota; Metazoa; Chordata; Aves; Charadriiformes; Laridae
Gene: PMEL
Product: premelanosome protein
Exons: 12
Coding region: 1-2454 (817 amino acids)
Biological process (GO): melanosome organization
Cellular component (GO): plasma membrane; melanosome
Source: RefSeq, a predicted model, not a curated record
AUGGCGAUUUUGGGGACCCUCCUGGUCUUGGCUACGGCUCAGCGUCGGUCCCCGCGGUCGGGGAGGGGGGGACCCGCCUGGCUGCCCCCACGGGGGUGGCAGCGGGGUGGUCGGUGGCCAUCGCGCGCUGCGGUUGCCACGUGUCCUUCUCCCGCAGGGGCCGGUGGCCGAAACCGUGGCCGGAGCCAGCCCUGGAGCGGGCGGCCGGCACCUUUCCGGAGCUGGGACGCGGGGCUGUACCGGCCGUGGCAGGAGGGGACGCGGCAGCAGCAGGACUGCUGGCGAGGCGGCGACGUCACCUUCGACAUCAGCAACGACGCUCCCACCAUGGCGGGGGCCCAGGCCACCUUCUCCAUCGCCCUCCGCUUCCCCAGCACCCAGGCGGUGCUGCCCGACGGCCGCGUCGUCUGGAGCCAGAACUGCACCGUCAACGGCACCCGCGUGGCCCAGGGCGAGCCCGUCUUCCCGGAGCAGCCGGACGAGGGCACGGACGGCGUUUUCCCCGACGGGCAGCCGUUCCCCGCCAGCGCCGGCGGCAAGCGUGGAAAAUUCGUCUACGUCUGGUGGACGUGGGGGCGUUACUGGCAGGUGGUGGACGGUGCCGCGUCCCGGCUAACGGUGGCCACGGCGGGGGUGCCCCUGGGCUCCUACACCAUGGAGGUGGUCGUCUACCACUACCGCGGCCGCCAGAAGUUCAUCCCCAUCGGCCGCGCCAGCACCCAGUUCAGCAUCACCGACCAGGUGCCCUUCGCGGUGGACGUGGCGCAGGUGGAGGACGCGGCGGAGGGCGACGGGCGCUUCGUGCGUAACCGCGCCGUGGCUUUCACCGUGCGGCUGCACGACCCCAGCCGCUACCUGCGCGACGCCGACGUCUCCUACUCCUGGGACUUCGGGGACCAGAGCGGGACCCUCAUCUCCCGCAGCCCCACCGUCACCCACACCUACCUGCAGACCGGCUCCUUCGCCGCCCGCCUGGUGCUGCAGGCCGCCAUCCCCCUCAGCCCCUGCGGCACCUCCGUCGCCCCCGUCGUGGACCCCACCACCGGGCCACCGCCGUCGGCGGCAUCCACGGCCACGCAGCCCGCCGGCACCACGCCGGGGGGGCCCAGCACCGCCGGGACACCCAGCACCGCACCCGCAGCCUCCGGCUCGCCCCCAGAGCCCACGGGGGGAUCGGUGGCCGUGCCCUCGGACCCCGCUGUCACUGAGCCCGUGGACACCGCCGUCACCGAGCCCAUGGACGCCACCGUCACCGAGCCCUCAGACCCUGCUGUCACCGAGCCUGCGGACGCCACCGUCACCGAGCCCUUGGAUGCUGCCGUCACCGAGCCCGCGGACGCUGCCGUCACCGAGGCCUUGGAUGCCACCGUCACCGAGCCCGCGGACGCUGCCGUCACCGAGGCCACUCUCCUGGCACUCAGCACUCCGGCGGCCGCCGCGGGUACCGCCGCCGCUGCCAUCUCCGCCGCGGCAUCCGCAGCGUCCCUGGUCCCCACCUCGGUGGCCCCAUCCGGGAACGCGCUGGUCACCUCGGCCCCCGCCCAGGGAACGGUGGCCACAGACGUGGCCACGGCGGGAGCCACGGCGGGAGCCACGGCGGGGGCCACAGUGGGAGCAACCGUGGGAGCCACAGCUGUAUCCCUCGCUGCUGCCACAGCUGGAGCCACAGCUGGAGCCACAGCCGGAGCCACAGCUGGAGCCACAGCUGUCCCCACAGCCGGAGCCACAGCCGGAGCUACAGCCGGAGCCACAGCCGGAGCCACAGCCGGAGCCACAGCUGUCCCCACAGCUGCCCCCGAGGGCACCGCCGAGCCGCUGGUGCUGGUGAAGCGCCAGGCGCCAGCCGCCGAACCCACCGGCUGCAUCCUCUACCGCUACGGCACCUUCUCCACCCAGCUGGACAUCGUCCAGGGCAUCGAGAGCGUGGCCAUCGUGCAGGUGGUGCCGGUGGUGCCGGAGGGCAGCGGGAGCAGCGUGGAGCUGACGGUGACCUGCGAGGGCAGCCUGCCCGAGGAGGUGUGCACGGUGGUGGCGGAUGCCGAUUGCCAGACGGCGCAGGCGCAGACGUGCUCGGCGGUGGCACCGGCCCCCGGCUGCCAGCUCGUCCUGCGCCAGGACUUCAACGGCUCCGGCCUCUACUGCCUCAACGUCUCCUUGGCCAACGGCAACGGCCUGGCGGUGGCCAGCACCCGGGUGGCCGUCGGAGGUGCCACCCCGGUCCCCGGCAGGACCACGCUCUUCGUGGGGCUGGUGCUCAUCGCUGCCGCCAUGGCCACCGCCGCCUACACCUACAGGCGUGUGAAGUACAGCCCGCUGCUGGCGGUGGCCCCCCCGGCCCCCCGGCCCCGGGGCUGGCUGCCCCCCGCCUCUGCCCUGCGGCUGCUGCUGCGCCAGGCCUUCGGGGGGGCCCCCAGCGGGGAGAGCAGCCCCCUCCUCCGCCCCAACGCCGUCUAGGGCCCCCCCACCGCCCCCCCCCCGCUGCCCCCUGGGGGGGACACACACGGGGACAUGGCCGGGGAGGGGGGGGGACA